This is a messenger RNA of Syzygium oleosum, 636 nucleotides long. RefSeq names its product probable mediator of RNA polymerase II transcription subunit 26a. The transcript is spliced from 3 exons. The coding region runs from base 1 to 636 and encodes 211 amino acids. NCBI's taxonomy places the organism in Eukaryota, Viridiplantae, Streptophyta, Magnoliopsida, Myrtales, Myrtaceae. The record is from RefSeq and is a predicted model, not a curated record.
AUGCCGGAGUCCCUGGACGACUGGAGAGAGUUCUUCCGAAGGACGGAUGCCGACGUCUUCGAACUCAUCGACAGUGCCAUUGCGGUAGCCGCCCUUGAUCGCCCGGAUGAUUUUCAGUUGCGGAGAGUCCGCAUCAUGGAAAGUCUGUACUCGGGCGAGACGGGGCGGCACGCGGCGGGCAAUCAGGUCGGGUCGUGCGAUGCCCCGAGUAAGGAAAGCAAGGCGGGUGGCGACGGUAGGGGCGACGUGGAGCAAGACGUGGUGGACAUGGACAAGGAAAGCUGCUGCAGCUUUGGAGAGGCCGAGGCAUCCGCUGGUGAGGUGGACGAGCAGUCUCAAGUCGUCGGCGAAGUCCUGAGGAUCAAGCAGUCCGCUUUGGCGCUGUGCGAAUCACUGCGAAGACUCUGGUCGAUGGCUAUUACUCUGGAUAUCUUGGAGAGGACUAAGAUCGGGAUAAGUGUCAACAGUCUCCGUAGAAACUGCGGAUCGAAGCAGAUUGCUCAGCUUGCGGACAGCAUCACAGUGUAUGGUGUUCCUUAUCAUUCUCAUCCCGCGUGCAAGACCGAAUUAGCUUUCGAAAAAGACGACAUUUAUAUUGCUGUCACACGGAGAAAUGAAACAAAUCGCUCUCGCUGA